Molecule: messenger RNA, 678 nt
Organism: Aspergillus melleus
Lineage: Eukaryota; Fungi; Ascomycota; Eurotiomycetes; Eurotiales; Aspergillaceae
Product: glutathione S-transferase family protein
Exons: 2
Coding region: 1-678 (225 amino acids)
Biological process (GO): translational elongation
Cellular component (GO): cytoplasm; nucleus
Source: RefSeq, a predicted model, not a curated record
AUGGCUCCCUUCGGAAAGAUCUACACCUACCCCAAUAACGCUCGGGUGAAGAAGGCGCAAGCAGUUGCUAACAUCAACAACCUCGAACUCACCAUCUCCGACUCCCAAAUGGGCAUCACAAACCGCACUCCCGAAUUUCUCGCCAAAUUCCCCGUCGGCAAAGUUCCUGCCUUCGAAGGCGCUGACGGCACGACUCUCGUUGAAUCCGACGCCAUCGCUCAAUAUUUAGCUGAGAGCGGCCCUGCUGCUUCUCAGCUCCUCGGAAACAACCCUCUUCAGCGCGCCCAGACCCGCCAGUGGAUCCUCUUCGCCGACGGAGAGACCAUUAGCCCCGUUAUUCAGCUGGUUCUGCCUCGUGUGGGACUAGGUGCGUUUGACGCUGAGAAGGAGAAGGUUGCUCUUGAGCACCUGAAUCAUUCUCUCGGCGUCCUGGAGAAGCAUCUGAAGAGUAGAGGAAAGAAGUGGCUUUCCUCUACUGAGGAGCAGGGGCUGAGCUUGGCAGAUAUUUCUGUUGCUUCUGCUCUGACGUGGGGCUUUGCUAGGAUUAUUGAUGCGGAGAUGCGUGCUAAGUAUCCCACUGUUGUGGAGUGGUUCAAGCGCACUGUAGAGACUGAAGGUGUUAAGCAGGCGUUUGGAGAGCAGGUCUUUGUUGAGAGGAGAGCAGCCCCUGCUGCUUGA